CGGAAGCGGUGGCCGGGCAGCCAUGUCGCCUUUGUCUGCGGCGCGGGCGGCCCUGCGCGUCUACGCGAUGGGCGCAGCGGUGAUCCUGGCGCAGCUGCUGCGCCGCUGCCUCGGGGGCUUCGCGGAGCCAGCCUUCCCCCACCAAGCUGGCCGGGUUGCCAUAGUGACGGGAGGCACCGAAGGCAUCGGCUACGCUACCUGCAGGCGGCUGGCGCGGCUGGGCAUGCACGUGGUCAUAGCCGGAAACGACAGGGCCAAAGCAGAGGCAGCCGUGCGGAGGAUCAAGGAGGAGACUCGGAAUGACCAAGUGGAGUUCUUAUACUGCGACCUGGCGUCUCUGGAGUCCAUCCGCGAGUUCGUGCGCAAGUUCAAGGCGAAGAGGAUCCCUCUGCACGUGCUGGUCAACAACGCCGGCGUGAUGAUGGUCCCGCAGAGAAAGACCGCGGACGGAUUCGAGGAGCACUUCGGCCUGAACUACCUGGGACACUUCCUGCUCACCAACCUGCUGCUGGACACCCUCCAGGAGUCAGGAUGCCCCGGCCGCAGCGCCAGGGUGGUCACCGUGUCGUCAGCCACGCACUACGUCGGCGAGCUGGACCUGGACGACCUUCAGAGCAGCCGCUGCUACUCCCCGCACGGCGCCUACGCCCGCAGCAAGCUGGCCCUGGUGCUCUUCACCUACCACCUGCAGCGCCUCCUGGCGGCCCAGGGCAGCCACGUCACGGCCAACGCCGCGGACCCCGGCGUGGUGGACACCGGCCUCUACAGGCACGUCUUCUGGGGCACCCGCCUGGUCAAGAAACUCUUCGGCCGGUGGCUGUUCAAGACCCCCGACGAAGGGGCCUGGACCCCCGUCUACACGGCGGUCGCCCCCGCGCUGGAGGGCCUGGGCGGCCGCUACCUCUACAACGAGAAGGAGAUCGCGUCGCUGGCCGUCACCCACGACCCGGACCUGCAGCGGGGACUCUGGGCCAGAAGCUGUGCGCUGACCGCCGUCCCGGACGGGACCCCCGACAUCCUCGAGGGGCGGCUGCCCCGGCGGGAGGAGGCCAGCGAGUGAAGGGUCCCCCGGCCGCCGCCCUCACCUGGCCUUUGAGGGGCCUCACAGAGCAAAGGUCCCACGGUGUGUUGCACCAAGCAGGGGGGGCCCUCACCCCACACCUUGUGAUGCCAAAGUGUCGAAGGGUUCCAGGUGCCACCAGUAAUUAAACGCUCCCCUUGCGCA
This is a messenger RNA of Phyllostomus hastatus (greater spear-nosed bat), 1225 nucleotides long. RefSeq names its product dehydrogenase/reductase X-linked (gene DHRSX). The record is from RefSeq and is a predicted model, not a curated record. Lineage: Eukaryota; Metazoa; Chordata; Mammalia; Chiroptera; Phyllostomidae. The transcript is spliced from 7 exons. Bases 23 to 1060 code for a protein of 345 amino acids.